Trichosurus vulpecula (common brushtail) is the source of this 972-nucleotide messenger RNA. It is a transcript of the gene FOXB1, whose product is annotated as forkhead box B1. Gene Ontology annotation, molecular function: RNA polymerase II cis-regulatory region sequence-specific DNA binding; DNA-binding transcription factor activity, RNA polymerase II-specific. Lineage: Eukaryota; Metazoa; Chordata; Mammalia; Diprotodontia; Phalangeridae. Gene Ontology annotation, biological process: cell differentiation; anatomical structure morphogenesis; regulation of transcription by RNA polymerase II. The record is from RefSeq and is a predicted model, not a curated record. The transcript has a single exon. Bases 1 to 972 code for a protein of 323 amino acids.
AUGCCUCGGCCGGGCCGAAACACGUACAGCGACCAGAAGCCGCCUUACUCUUAUAUCUCGCUUACUGCUAUGGCCAUCCAGAGCUCCCCAGAGAAGAUGCUGCCCCUGAGCGAAAUUUACAAGUUCAUCAUGGACCGCUUCCCCUACUACCGGGAGAACACACAGCGCUGGCAGAAUAGCCUGCGCCACAACCUUUCGUUUAAUGACUGCUUCAUCAAGAUUCCGCGGCGGCCAGACCAGCCCGGUAAGGGCAGCUUCUGGGCGCUGCACCCCAGCUGCGGGGACAUGUUCGAGAACGGCAGCUUCCUGCGGCGCCGCAAACGCUUCAAGGUGCUCAAGUCCGACCACUUGGCGCCCAGCAAACCGGCCGACGCGGCUCAGUACCUGCAGCAGCAGGCCAAGCUGCGCCUUAGCGCCCUGGCAGCUUCGGGCACCCACCUGCCCCAAAUGCCCGCAGCCGCCUACAACUUGGGUGGGGUGUCACAGCCCUCGGGCUUUAAGCAUCCCUUCGCUAUCGAGAAUAUUAUCGCUCGCGAGUACAAGAUGCCUGGGGGCUUGGCUUUCUCCGCCAUGCAGCCAGUGCCCGCUGCCUAUCCCCUCCCGAACCAGUUGACUACCAUGGGCAGUUCCUUGGGCACUGGUUGGCCCCAUAUGUACGGCUCGGGCAUGAUCGACUCGGCCACCCCUAUCUCCAUGGCGAGCGGCGACUACAGCGCUUACGGGGUACCACUGAAGCCUCUGUGUCACGGAGGGCAGACGCUGCCCGCCAUCCCGGUGCCCAUCAAGCCUACGCCAGCUGCUGUGCCCGCCCUGCCCGCCUUGCCCGCCCCCAUCCCCACGCUGCUCUCGAACUCGCCCCCCUCACUCAGCCCCACAUCUUCGCAGACAGCGACCAGCCAAAGCAGCCCCGCCACCCCCAGCGAGACUCUCACCAGCCCGGCUUCCGCCUUGCACUCUGUGGCCGUGCACUGA